AUGGAUAGAGUUGCCGAGGAUGACAGACAGGACAUUGUGACGCAACUGCAGCCUGAUGUGGCCUGCAGCAGACGCAAGGUGACCUCCGCAGCAGGCAUGGCUGCGCCAGCAAUCAAGGAUGAUCACUCCGAUGAGCUACUAGAGGCUGAGGCUGAUCGCGCGUUCUGCUCCAAAUCGAGCAGAUUAUCCGCUGGUGCCGUCGUGUUUCAACAGCUCAUUGUACGGGGAGUCAGGAUGGAUUUGGCCUUCGUCGCAGGUCACGCUGCGCAGCCGUGCACCACCUCGAGGAGUCAGGGUGUGCGGCCCGCAGCCCGCGUGCAGCGGCCGAAGGUCCCAAGUCAUUCUUUCUCAGGCCAAGCACCUUCGAGCCAGCCGGAGCCGAGAGGGCCGCUUCGUCUUGGGCUCGCUGCUGCAGCGCUGGCGGCAGCCAGGAAGGGCUUCAGACGUGUGCGCAGACGUCAAGCUGGUUCGCAGGUGAGCACCCUGGAUUUGAGCCCAGAAGCAUUAGGCUGGAAGGUCGAUGGGAAUAAUGAGCUCAAAGGCAGAGUCGAGAAGGCUCUGGAGCGGGGAGGUCUGCAAGGAGCUGCGUUGAGGCAGAAUAAGCAGUGGCCAAGCAAGGGGGAAGUGUUGAAGGCAAUUCCAAAGGAUUGCCUGGUCAAAGAGACAGGACGGUCACUGGCACAUGCCGCGGUGUCAACUCUCCAGGUGCUUUUCUGCGGCUAUCUUGCCUGGAAGUACAUCCCGAUGACGGCGGCCUUUAUCCCCGUGUGGCUGCUCUACGCUGUGGUGCAGGGCACUCUGGCCACGGGGCCUUGGGUCAUUGGUCAUGAGUGUGGCCACAACGCGUUUUGCAACGAGCAAUGGCUGCAAACUCUGGUUGGAUACGUGUUGCACACGGCCUUGAUGGUGCCGUAUUUCUCUUGGCAGCGAUCUCACGCCGUUCACCACUCCAAGACAAAUCAUAUGACCGAAGGCGAAACGCAUGUCCCAAGGUUGCAGAAAGGAUCCACCAACAAGUACAAGAAUUUGGCCAAGUGGUUUGGUCAGAGCUCAGUUGCGAUGACCCGGAUGAUUACGCACCUCGUGCUUGGCUGGCCUGCGUACAUCCUUGCUGGUGCCACGGGUGGCCCAGCUUAUGGCAACACGAACCACUUGUGGCCUUUCCCGCCCUUCCGAAACGGCAAGAAGGAUCUGUUCCCCAAAAGCUGGAAGUCGAAGGUGCUGCUCUCAGAUGUGGGCAUCGUUGGAAUGGCUGCCCUCGUGAUGUGGUGGGCAAAGACCAGUGGAUUUAUGCCGGUCUUUGCGCUGUACCUUGCACCGCUGAUGGUGACAAACUGCUGGCUGGUGCUUUACACCUGGCUUCAGCACACCGAUGUUGACAUUCCGCACUUUGAUGAGGAUAAUUGGACUUGGGUCAAGGGUGCAUUCCACACUGUCGAUCGGCCCUAUGGCCCAGUGUUGGACUACAUUCACCACAGGAUCGGCUCUACGCACGUGGCCCACCACGUCUGCUCUGCCAUCCCAUUUUACAAGGCGAAGAAGGCGACUGAAGCUCUUAAGGAGAAGUUCCCGGACUUGUACUUGUAUGACCCUACUCCGAUCCACAAGGCGUUGUGGCGAAUCUCCUCCCGCUGCACCGCUGUGCAAAAGGCAGAAGGCAACGACGGCAUGUACAUCUUCACUUGA
Molecule: messenger RNA, 1686 nt
Organism: Symbiodinium natans
Lineage: Eukaryota; Dinophyceae; Suessiales; Symbiodiniaceae
Source: the annotation of a GenBank genome assembly